GUCUUCUUCGUUGCCAAUAUCAUCAUCCACACUAGCAGCAUCGGUMAAGCCGAAACCGACAGAUGACGAUCCAACCAGCUGCUUCACGUAUUCCAUUCGACCCGAUGGUAUGGUUCUGGGUGAAACUUUGUGGAAACAACGGAGGCUGGAGAAUAAGCCCUUCGGAUUCAUGGACGAGUCUUCCAUCCGGGAACUGGCUGCGUCGCUGCCGCCCUCUCAACAGCGACAGCUUUGCCACCGCGCGACCGACAUAUCGCUAGCGAAGAUAAAGAGCCUGAUACAGAAUUCGAUUGUCCAGUACGAGAAAGCAUCGUCCCUUCCAAUAGAACCGAAGGACUUCGAGCACAAGCACAAACCAUCGCUGACAACGUCCUCGUCAUUGCCGCCUUCAAUCCCGUCCAAUGCUUUGAACGAUUUUUGCCCUCCACGGGAACAGAAAGAACAACCAAACAACGAAAAUUCUGUGCAUUCCAAAGAAAAUACCAUGAACCAAAAGCUGAAUCAUGGUCAAUACAAWCCUUCCGAGACUCCGGAGCAUACCCCUUCUGGUCCUGGUAACAAUUUGCGGAGUAGCACAUUUGCAAGKGGGGAAGCAGCAAGGGCACCGCAAAGCACUAUACCAGUAUCUAACAAUUACUUCGGCGAUCCGUGUGAAGAAGAUGAAUUUGAUGGCGAUGACGUUUUUGCUGAUUUCGACGUCGAUGAAGCUAUUCGAGAGCACAACAAAAAUAGUUCUGCAACCAAUAAUUCGCCGUCUUGUGGCAGUGCUGCUAGUAGAAUGACGCGUCCAAAAAUUACACGAUCCGUUGACCUGGCCGACCACCAGAAUUUCGGCAGAGAGUCAUUCUCCUAUGGAAAUCAUACGGAUUCUUACGAUGAAAGAAGGGCAAACAAUAACGAUGGUACCAAUCGUGAUCAGAAUGGUUAUUCGUUCGAAGACCGACAUCACCGCAACUCUGCGUCAAGCUAUCAGCAGCAACAGCAUACAAGCUGCAAUGAUCCAAGUGGUUAUUCUUCAAGUGCCUUUGAUAACAACUUCAGAAGUGAUAUUCACUUUGGUUCCUCCGGAGAAAAGUACAAUCAUUACAAUGGCUCUGUCGAUACCCACCAGAAUAAUUCUAUGGUUGAUARUUACGGAAACGACGGAGAGACCCCGAGAUGUCCUGGACACGGUCUUCCUUGCCGACUGCUAACAGCAAAUACUUCUGCCAACAUGGGGCGAGAGUUUUUCAAGUGCUCGCUGCCAGAGGGCGAAAACUGUGACUUCUUUCAAUGGAAGGACGGAAUGGAGGGAAAUUGGAACAACAGUUUUGCAGAAAGUACCUGCGUCACAGCUUCCGGUGGAACGAUUCUGAACAUGCGCGAAGAAAAUCGAAGAGUCUUUGGACAUAGGUCUUUUCGGAAAGGACAGGAGGAUGUGAUUCAAAAUGCUAUUCAAGGAAAAGACGUCUUUGUUUUGAUGCCGACGGGGUAUGUUCUAACGUAUUAUCUACAAUUGUGACCAUUGGAUUGUUGAAUUUGUCCCUCAUCAUUGCUUCCAAUCUCUAACCAUAUGGAAUUACUUCGCACCGGUGAACMCAAUUCAGCGGUGGAAAAUCUCUAUGCUAUCAGCUACCUGCGUGGUGCUGUCCCGGACUUUCAGUGGUAGUUUCUCCCCUACUAUCCUUAAUUCAGGAUCAAGUACAAUCGCUCCUCAAAAACGGAGUCAAGUCUGUCUUU
Molecule: messenger RNA, 1719 nt
Organism: Pseudo-nitzschia multistriata
Lineage: Eukaryota; Bacillariophyta; Bacillariophyceae; Bacillariales; Bacillariaceae
Source: the annotation of a GenBank genome assembly